CGCUUUCCUUUUUUCUGGCCUGCGGUCCGUUCCCCGUCGCGGGCGCCCACGGGGGCGAGGUGGCAGCUGGGGCGGAGCGGAGCGGCAGCGGACUGAGCGACCGGCGGCUUUCCUUUUUUCUCCUUCUCCUUCGCCGCUGGGCGGGCGCCGGUGGCGGGCGCCUCUCCUUCUUCUCGCGCCUGCGCCCACUUCGGGAUCGCGGCUCCAUGUCGGCAGCCGUGCCCUGCAGGACCCGCUGAGCCGCCAGGGCAAGCUCGCUGGCUGCCCGGGAUCUGCCUUCGCUGUGGCUCCUUGUUGGAGGGAGGAUUGUGGACGCCGUCUUUCUUCGUCCGGGCGCCGCGGAGUUGGCGAGCCUUUGGGGCAGGACCCGCCGGCGGCGCCCCCGACCAUGGUAGCGCGCCGGGGGGGAUCCCCGAUCGGGAGGUGCUGCUGGGGAAUCUGGGUGCUUUUGUGCCGGACGGCGCUGGCCAGCUCGCUGGUGCUGGAGCCCAUCUACUGGAACUCCUCCAACUCCAAAUUCCAUCCUGGACAAGGACUGGUACUAUACCCAAAGAUAGGAGACAAACUGGAUAUUAUAUGCCCAAAGGUGGACUCUAAAACUGGUGGCCAGUAUGAGUACUAUAAAGUUUAUAUGGUUGAUAAAGACCAAGCAGAUAGCUGCACUAUUAAAAAGGACAACACACCUCUACUCAACUGUGCCAAGCCUGAUCAAGAUGUUAAGUUUACCAUCAAGUUUCAAGAGUUCAGCCCUAACCUUUGGGGCCUGGAAUUUCAGAGAAACAAAGAUUAUUACAUCAUAUCAACAUCCAAUGGAUCAGUGGAAGGCUUGGAUAACCAGGAGGGAGGGGUGUGCCAGACAAAAGCCAUGAAGAUCCUAAUGAAAGUUGGACAAGUUCCCAAUUCUGGUGGGUCCCCAAAUAAUGCUGAUCCAACUAAACGCCCGGAACAGGAAGCUGGUACCAACGGGAAAAGCUCCACAACAAGUCCCUUUGUAAAGGAUCAUGCAGGUUCCAACUCAGACGGGAGCAAAGCUGGACAUUCCAGUAUCCUUGGUUCAGAGGUGGCCUUAUUUGCAGGGAUAGCUUCAGGGUCCAUCAUCUUCCUCAUCAUCAUCAUCACUCUGGUGGUUCUACUGUUGAAGUACCGAAGGAGACACAGGAAGCAUUCGCCACAGCACACGACAACUCUGUCACUUAGUACAUUAGCCACUCCAAAACGCAGUGGGAACAACAAUGGGUCUGAACCCAGUGACAUUAUUAUUCCUCUGAGGACUGCAGAUAGUGUCUUUUGCCCUCACUAUGAAAAGGUCAGUGGUGACUAUGGACAUCCCGUAUACAUUGUUCAAGAGAUGCCGCCUCAGAGUCCAGCAAACAUUUAUUACAAGGUCUGAUGAACACGUAGCGUGGUACCUUUUGAAACUCUCCGGUCAAAUGCUGUCUAUGAUGCGGGGGUGGGGUGGGGGUUAUGAGGGUCCUCUGUGCUGGUUGCUGGACCAGGUGCAGUGCAGGGAAUAGGAAGUCCCACCCUGUUGCAGAAAGCUCCUUUGAGAUGGACAGCUUCUCUAGUCUGUAGAAUUCAUGUCUCAGUGAACAAGCAUUUUACUUGGAAGCUGGAAGAAUUUGCGUAGAAGAUACCACUCCAGUUGCUGUGCGUUCGUCACCUUCUAAGCCAUGUGCUGCAGGCAUGCAGGCACGUACAAAAAGCCCAGGGAAGAUGGAACAGCUCACAGAUGCUGAUGGUUUUAGGCAUUCUGGAAAGGAGUCUUAAGUCAUCAUGCUUGAAAUGAAGCCCUGUGACUUUGUGCGCUUCUCCCUUAGUGCUUAUGGAUUUGUCAUACAGACCUCAGCUUUUAAGUAAGACUUUCAAUCAUUUCCUUGAUUUUAGUCAGUUCUUGUUGCAUUUUACUUCAGUUGGGUAGCAUUCUGGCAUCCUUCACAUGAGAAUUCUUUCACUUCACAUCCUGCAUCGCUACUGGAAAAUGUAAUGUUUUUUGCCAUUUCAUACUCCAUCUGUCUGUGAUAGCAGCCUCACUUGAAUAUGGAUACUGCUUUCAGAGAACCUGGGCUGGCUAAGAAGGGAAUCUUUCAGCCAAAAGUUUGCUCAUCACCAGAGCCCACAAUUGAAGAUAAGUGGUGCUCAGAGAGGGAGAGAGAGAGAGAGGGAGAGAGAGAGGGAAGGGCUGAUAGAAUGCUACUGCCUCUGGAAUAUCAACGGGACAAAGCCAGGCCAUUUGGGUAGCACAGCACUUUGAUAUCUGGAGUUCUAAGAAGCAGGUUAGACACAGUAACACAAGCAGAUGAUUAGGGCCUGCACUUGAAAAAUGCCAAGGUUAUGCUCAAAUAGCAUCUUGCAGAAGAAAAUAGUUCUCUUUCUCUCAAAGUAGGACGAAGAGUGUAAGUCACUGAAUGUGCCUGGAAGACAAGGCAAUAGAAGGCCGCUGGUGACAUAUUAGGGCAGGACUGCUGUUGUCCUGUACCAGCAAUAAGAUAUACAGCUUUGAACGAGCUGUAGCAAAAUCUUGGUCUGCUUCAAAUGACGUUUGGGUUUUGUUUUUUAAAGCAAACAUAGCUGCUAUACUUACCACCUUUUAUCUAAUCACAGGGAAACAAGUGUUUAAGAAAACAGCAACCAACAUCUGACAUUCAAAUAAAUCACAAGCUUAACAAUCAAGAGGGCUAUAAUUCCAUCACUUAAAAAAGCAUUCACAUCUCUAAAAAAUGGAUCAGAAUUUUAUUUUUCCUCCAAUCAAGCCUUUGACACUCGGGUUUCUGGCAGUGCCUCUGUGAGGCAGUCCUGUUCUGGACCCUGCUGUUACUAGGGUAUGCUCUUUCAGAGUUAAAGCACAUAUGGUAAACUGCUUAGGAUCCAUUAAGAUGCAACACACUUAGACACAAGAGGGGGGGAAAAGUAAGGUAUGACUUUAUUUAUAAUAGGUGUAUAGAACCCAAGGGAUAUAAAGUAGCAGAUUUUGUUAUGAGGAUUACUAAUAUAUAUCUAUAUAUUGAGAUUGCACAGAAUCUAUACCAGAAGAUGUGAAAUCCACCUGAAAUUGUCAGCAUUAAAGCAAAACAAUUGGGCGACUACUUCUGGGGGAAAAAGAGCUUCACUCCAAAAAGUACCAAUAAGAAAUAUUAAAAUAACCAAGCCCUCUAAACUGUCUUGCCUAACCAGUAGAUUAGGAAAUAACACCCCCCCACACACACACACACAAAUCAUGAAAUUAGUGUAACUACAUCAUGUAUUUCAACAAGAUGUGCCGAUGUGGUUUUUUUUCUUCUGUUUUGUGCUUUUGUUUGUUUUUCCCCUUGCCUUAUGAGAUGGAGUAUUUCAGCUGGUCACAAAAGGGAGAGUUUUGGUAUAAAGUUUCUGCUUGAAGCAUGGUUGUUGUCCUCCCUCCAACCUCUGUACCCUGGGGGAAAUAAAUCUACUUUUUUAUGUGCUAUGCAAAAUAGAUGUCUUUUCACAUAGCCCUGUUACCAUAGCAACACUUCACUUUCUGGACUGGAAAGUACAUGUAACUACAGCAUUUUAAGGUUUUCAAACCUCCACUGAGCACGUGCAAAAAUGUACUGUCAUAGAAAUUAUUACUCUCUGUAUUUCCUG
Messenger RNA from Varanus komodoensis (Komodo dragon), 3603 nucleotides. RefSeq names its product ephrin B2 (gene EFNB2). Gene Ontology annotation, molecular function: ephrin receptor binding. The coding region runs from base 389 to 1390 and encodes 333 amino acids. The record is from RefSeq and is a predicted model, not a curated record. Gene Ontology annotation, cellular component: plasma membrane. Lineage: Eukaryota; Metazoa; Chordata; Lepidosauria; Squamata; Varanidae. The transcript is spliced from 5 exons. Gene Ontology annotation, biological process: blood vessel morphogenesis; axon guidance; ephrin receptor signaling pathway.